GUCAUCGAAGGUGUACUGUACAGCAUCCCGGCGGAAUGCACUGAUAACUGACUGAGGAUUUACACGUGUUUUUCUUUCGCAUAUCAAUUUAUUGUGUUCGUCAACCAAAUCGUAUUCACAAUGAAGGAAAGGAGACUUACCCAGCCUCUGGUGGCGAGAUGUAAACUGGUGUUGGUUGGGGAUGUUCAAUGCGGAAAAACGGCGAUGUUGCAAGUCCUUGCAAAGGAUUCCUAUCCUGAGACAUAUGUUCCAACAGUAUUUGAGAACUACACAGCGUGUCUGGAGCUGGAGGAGCAGCGCGUAGAGCUCAGUCUCUGGGACACAUCAGGCUCUCCAUACUACGAUAACGUCAGACCCCUGUGCUACAGCGACUCAGACGCUGUGCUCCUCUGUUUCGACAUCAGCCGUCCAGACUCAUUUGAUGGUGCACUGAAAAAGUGGAAGACAGAGAUCCUGGAUUUCUGCCCCAGCACACGCAUCCUCCUGAUAGGCUGUAAAACAGACCUGCGCACGGACGUGUGCACGCUUAUGGAGCUGUCCAAUCAGAAGCAGACACCCAUCUCACACGAGCAAGGGUCCUCCAUGGCCAAGCAGCUAGGCGCGGAGGCCUACCUGGAGUGUUCAGCCUUCACCUCAGAGAAGAGCAUCCACAGUGUGUUCCGUACUGCAGCCCUGGCCUGCAUCAACAAGCUGCAGCCCUCCACCAAGCCCAGCCCCGCCCGACGCCUCUCCAAGAGACUCCUCUUUCUGCCCGGCAAGUCUGACCUCCUCUCCUCCACCUUCGGCAAGGACAAGGCCAAGGGCUGCUCCAUCAUGUGAGGAAGGGAGUAGAACCCAGACAGUGGUGGCCAGAGAGGCACUCUGACCGGUCAAGAGGAUAAAGGGGGGUGCGGGGUGGGGAAGGGAAAGUAAGGGGGAAGGAAGGGGUUUCUCUUUAAUCCCUCUGGCCUCCCCAAACAUCCUCCCCACCCCCACUGACAGCCCUCUUUAAAAAAGACUGCUACCCCUCCAUGGUUUACUCUGUGUAAUAUAUACUGGUCUUCUUCAUGACUCCCCCCCCCAUCCCCCACAAACACAUACACAACAGACCCACACACACACAGACACACACACCUCACCAGCAUAGGUUAGUGCAGACUUCCUUUUAUAAUGACAGUGAGAGCGAAAUGAUAUAAGAAAACAUCAAUUGUAAACACAGCUCACCUCUUUGUAAUGUUGAUGUGUGUACCAUCCCAUCCAUCAUCCUUGCCCUAAAUUAAACUUGAAAAUGUUAACGUUAAAAUGGGAUCUUUGCUAAAAAAAAAGGAUGAGGUGGCCACCUCUACAUUCCUGGCAAUGAGAGGGAACGGUACCCAGAGUGCCCAGUGU
This is a messenger RNA of Salvelinus namaycush (lake trout), 1368 nucleotides long. RefSeq names its product rho-related GTP-binding protein Rho6-like. Gene Ontology annotation, biological process: small GTPase-mediated signal transduction. Gene Ontology annotation, molecular function: GTP binding; GTPase activity. The record is from RefSeq and is a predicted model, not a curated record. The transcript is spliced from 5 exons. Lineage: Eukaryota; Metazoa; Chordata; Actinopteri; Salmoniformes; Salmonidae. The coding region runs from base 121 to 819 and encodes 232 amino acids.